This is a messenger RNA of Bemisia tabaci, 807 nucleotides long. Lineage: Eukaryota; Metazoa; Arthropoda; Insecta; Hemiptera; Aleyrodidae. The record is from RefSeq and is a predicted model, not a curated record.
AUGUUCCCGGCAAAAUCAAAAUCAGGUCAACCUGCGGCGAAAUUUGGUCGGAGAGGCGUCCUCAUGAUCAACGCGCCUAGCCCACUUGAAUGGUGUGAGGAGCAGAUGAUGAGCGGGGACAUGGGGAUUUUCGCGUCCCGCGCUGGGCCUAAUGCGUGCUGGCACCCGGCGUGUUUUGUGUGUUGCGUCUGUAAGGAGCUCCUCGUCGACCUGAUCUACUUCUGGCGAGCCAACAAGCUUUACUGCGGCCGCCACCACGCCGAAACGCUCAAGCCACGCUGUUCCGCUUGCGAUGAGAUAAUCCUGGCGGACGAGUGCACGGAAGCAGAGGGACGGGCCUGGCAUAUGAAACACUUCGCGUGUCUGGAGUGCGAUCGGCAGCUUGGCGGGCAACGCUACAUCAUGCGUGACGGGAGACCCUACUGCCUCCAUUGUUUCGACGCCAUGUUCGCCGAGUACUGCGACUCUUGCGGAGAGCCCAUCGGAGUUGACCAUGGUCAAAUGAGCCACGAAGGACAACACUGGCACGCGACGGAGCAAUGCUUCUGCUGUCACACGUGCCGGGCGGCGCUCCUGGGUCGACCGUUCGAGCGGAGUUCAAUCGUCGACAUCGGCAGAAGUCGAAUUCGAAAAAAGGGCAGUCGUCGACUCGAAGCGAACGGGUCGAAUGGUUCCGCGAACUGCCGCGAAUGUCAUGAACAUUCGCCGGGGCGAGUUCGGACGAGUUUGUUAUUGUUUCUCAUUAAACUAACCCCUUUUGAGGACAUUAGUAAUAGUAAAGUAAUAGUACAUCUACCUAUUUAUUAG